Molecule: messenger RNA, 1293 nt
Organism: Necator americanus (New World hookworm)
Lineage: Eukaryota; Metazoa; Nematoda; Chromadorea; Rhabditida; Ancylostomatidae
Exons: 12
Coding region: 1-1293 (430 amino acids)
Cellular component (GO): endomembrane system
Source: RefSeq, a predicted model, not a curated record
AUGCAUUGUGUCGCAACGGUUAUCUUUUUGUUAACCGUCGUCGAAGAUGUUGAACCGGCUUGGAACUCAGAGGAACUUGCCCUAUACGACUUGGUAGAAGAGAUCAAAGCAAAUUUCUAUGAUGUCUUCGGAAUCACGAAGGAGGCUUCCAUUGGAGAUAUCAAAAAAGCGUAUAGAAGGCUUAGUCUUGAGUGGCAUCCCGAUAGAAAUAGUGCGCCGGAUGCUUCGGAGAAAUUCAGACAGAUUGUUUCAAUAUACGAGAUUUUGAAGUCAACUGAGCUGAGGGAAAAAUAUGACAAUGUGUUGGAGUUUGGCUUACCUGAUUGGCGUCAGCCAAUCUAUUACUACAGGAAGAUGCGGAAGCUUGCUUGGUAUGAAGCUAUUAUUGUUCUCAUGGGUGUUUCAACUAUUGCUCAUUAUCUCAUGAUGUGGGCUGCUUACUACGAGAAGUACCUGGUUCUGAAACAGAAUCUGCGAAAGUCUCGCAAGCGUGACAAGAAAGGGGAAGCAGAAAACUCGAUGACUCAAUUACAUGAUGCUCUCGACGUUUUUCGCCCUCGAUUCCAUGAUCUACUGCCCUUCAUCGUGGCUAGAACGUCGUGGAACUUACUUAAGGCGAUUCCUUUCCUCAUACAAGAACAAUUGUCCCGAAAGGAUUUGGAAGUGAAGGAGGAGCAAAACCACGAAGUACGUCGCCCGGCGCCAACACCUCGUGUUCCAGAAUUUACUUAUGAGGUAGCGACUGAUCUGAAAGCAGUCAGUACCAAUAAUCCGGAGAUGUCUGCUAAGUACAUGAGUGAAGCUGAGGAAUCACAAAAAAAGCAGAGUGGAGCACCGUGGUCCUGUGAUGAACUUUAUCAGUUGCAUUUGAUCCAAAAUUAUAUUAUUUUCUGGGUUGUUUUGGGCACACCGAAUCGAUGGGAAUGUAUGGCUCGAGUUUUGAACCGAACCGCACAGGACGUAACUACAAUGGCAGGGAAAUUGAAGCAUAUGAAACAAGAGGAGUAUGAAAAGCUUGCAAUGGGCCAACAGUCGAAUGCUGUCGUAGAUAUUCGUAGCGGCAAAACUGAAGAAACCACUGGUAUCAGUUCUACAGCCAGUUCAUAUCAAGAAUGGACACAAACAGAGCAAAAACAGCUCGAAGCUGCUCUUCAGCAGUAUCCGAAGGGAUGCGAGGACAGGUGGGACAAAAUAGCGGCGGCUGUGCCCACGAAGUCAAUGGAACAGUGUCAGCAGAGACUGAAAGAACUAGUCGAACUUGUCAGGCGAAAGAAAGCCAGCAAAGCACAGUAG